Trichoplusia ni (cabbage looper) is the source of this 1250-nucleotide messenger RNA. RefSeq names its product tetra-peptide repeat homeobox protein 1-like. Bases 1 to 756 code for a protein of 251 amino acids. Lineage: Eukaryota; Metazoa; Arthropoda; Insecta; Lepidoptera; Noctuidae. The transcript has 4 exons. The record is from RefSeq and is a predicted model, not a curated record.
AUGAAGGCUUUCGUCGCAGUCCUUAUCCUGGCAGCCUCAGUUCUGGCGGAUCCUGAACCGAGCAAAGUUGUCCAGAAGCGAAGUGGCCUAGUCGGUCAUUAUGGCGCGCCUCUGAUAGGCCACGGACUGGCAUUUGGGCAUGGAUACGCGGCUGGGCCAAUCGGCCAUCUGUCCGCGGGGCCAAUAGGUGCGGCCUACGCUGCAGGUCCUUACGGUGGACCUCUAGGGGGCACUAUCGUUGGAGCUGAUGUCCAUACUACAGUCACCAAACAUGUCGGUGUACCAGUUCCCGCUCCCUACCCUGUCGCUGUGGACAGGCCUUACCCUGUGCCCGUUAAGGUUUGUUUUAGUUUCUUCUCCAAUUCAAAAUCUUCCAGCAAUACGUCUCAACUCAUAUUCUUACAAAACGGGUUUCUAAAGCCUUUUUUCACAUUACAGGUUGCCGUCCCAGUGCCGGUUGACCGUCCGUACGCCGUGCCGGUGCCCAAGCCGUACCCGGUGGCCGUUGAGAAGCACAUCCCCGUUCCCGUCGACAGGCCCGUGCCGGUACCUGUACCGCACGCCGUGCCAUACCCUGUCAUCAAACAAGUCGGCGUCCCCGUGCCCCACCCAUACCCUGUAGCUGUGCCCAAGCCAGUAGCCGUGCCAGUACCCGCGCCAGUCGCCGUGCCAGUCGUCAAGUCCUACGCCAGCGCGCCCAUCUUCCACGACUUCCACGCCCACGGCCACUCUCUCCACUCCAAGUACGGAUGGUAAACUGUCUAAAUGACGUCACAAAAUGACAGAUUCAAAUCAAAUUUCGAAUGGAUGUGUUUUUGUUUUUUGAAGUCUGAUUGUCAGCCAGUAUGGUGAGAAUUCUAAAUACAAAUUUCAAGGGAGUUGACGCUUUGGUCUUUAUGAUUAUGAGUUGUUUAGCCCUUGAUUUAAUUUAAAAAAUGAAUCUGUCAUAGAGUGAAAACCAAUAUGAAAUGUUAAAAGGCAUUUUCAUGGAUUUUUUGUACGUAGUCAGAACGGUAUUAUGUGAUGUAGAUAAGUAGCUAUAGGUGUGAGUGUGACUUCUAGAACUUAUUUUCGUAUGUUAAAAGUGACAGAUUCCAACGGUUUCGAACAUCAUUUGAAACAGCCAAUCACACGCCGCGAUGAGAACUUACGACCAAUAGCGGCUCAACAUGACCUAUGACGUCACUAACUUGCGAAUUUAAGUUCAGGUAUUGUGAGAAAAGUUAGGGAUUAAGUGCAAUCACAAGAAG